Messenger RNA from Diorhabda sublineata, 1650 nucleotides. RefSeq names its product transcription factor SPT20 homolog. Gene Ontology annotation, cellular component: extracellular matrix. The record is from RefSeq and is a predicted model, not a curated record. Bases 1 to 1650 code for a protein of 549 amino acids. The transcript is spliced from 4 exons. Lineage: Eukaryota; Metazoa; Arthropoda; Insecta; Coleoptera; Chrysomelidae.
AUGCGUGUUUGUAUUAAAUUUCAGACUCAUCACAACUGUAGACAGAGCCAAAGAAAUUCCACCAUUAAAAAAUUGUGGUAUAAAGAAGUGAUUUUACUUUUAACUUUCGUCGCUUCGAUUUAUACUAUACCAAAUCACAAUCCUAAAGUUACAGAAGACGAAAACGAUGAAAAUACAAACGACAAAGAUUCCGUAAGAAUAAUCCGACAUACCGAACCGACAAAAUUUAAUUUCCAUCAGACUAAACAACAAGAUUAUUUAAAACAGAGAUACGCGCAGCAACAGAAAAUCAACUUGGAAAAACUCACGCAAUUUAGAAAAAAUAAUUCUAAUAAACAAUUUUUAGACGAUUCCUACUUGAAAACGUUGGAGAACCCGAGAAAUUACGAUAAAAAAUUUGUUUUAAACGUUAAAACUAGACAUGGAAGAGAUAUUAAAGACGUCGAUAGACAAGAUGGCGGGUCUGAGCUAGACAAACACGUCAUUUACGUUGACCCAAAAGUGGUUAAACAAAUUUUAAAAUUAAAAGCUAAAAGAAAUGCGGUUCAGAUCCAAAGUAGAUCCUACGAGGACGUAGAUUCUUUAAACGAUCUCAUAGGAAAAAAUCCACAGAUGCAAUUGGAAAGUUUACAAAGAUUUUUACAGCAAAACACAUUCGUACCGGUGAUUGAAAGAGCGCAGCCCUUCAGCGGUAAAGACCUCACUUCCAUCCCAGAAAAAAACGCAAAUAUCCAAAUAUCUAAUCAACCCCUAACUCCCGAAUCAAACCAAGUGGUUACCAAAGAAACUUUCCAAAGGAUACAAAAGCAACUCGAAGAAGCGUCCAAAUUUCAAGUGCAAAACGCUUUAGAAAGGGCACAACAAGCUGCACAAGCUCACGUAGCUGCCCAACAUAAAGCUAUAGAACAAGCUCAAAGGGCUAUAUUCGAAAAUGUACAAAAACGUUUAUACGAUAACCCACAUGCUUUGAGUUUAAUACAACCGAAGCAAUCAGAAUAUACUACUCUUUUAAAUACCCCCGUACAUCACCAAAUAGUGUAUUCCACACCUAUACCGCCACAAGUAGUAUCACCAACGCAAACAAUACAACAAAUUAGUUAUAAAACUGCUUUAACCACCGCGGUUCCUUCUAUAGAACCAGAACACGCACCAGAUCAUAUUAACCAACCACCAAAGCAAGUUUUAGUACAACCCCAGGUGAAACCUCAACAGUACGAAGAUAAAAAUAUGGAACAUUACGCCCCACAUCAUCUCCAUAAAACUAUAGCUCAACUAAAUGCCGAAAAAGUAAUUUUACAACAAAUUGAAUACGUCGAUAAGAAAGCACAAAAAGAAGAAGAACAAUACGAAAAAGAAGCCGAAUCGACAGCCUACCAGCACGUGAUAUUAAAACAACAAGAAACAUUUGAGAAUAACCCUGUAGAAGAUAACGAAGACUUGCAAUACGCAUCCAAAUACGCUUUCGGUUACAGAAUCAAAGACAAAGAAGGUAGCGAUUUUGGACACGAAGAAAAACGUAGCGGCAAAAAUGCAGAAGGAAGUUAUCACGUGCUAUUACCGGAUGGUCGGCGACAAAAAGUCCAAUACUACGCGGAUGAUAAUGGGUAUCACGCUAAAGUUACGUACGAGAAUAUAGCCAAUCACAAAUAA